AUGGCGGGAUCCACACGUGAUUGGCUGCCGGCGGACUGGACGAACUGCACGUCAAGUAUAGACGCUAUCGAUCAGGUGGAGCAGGUCUUGCGGUGUGCGGCCAGCAGCCAGAAGCCACUCGAGCAAUGGGACUGGAUGCUUUUGUUUCGACAGGCGUGUCUGCACCCAGAGUCCCUUGCUGGGUCACCAAAAAGCUUCGUGGCUUCGGGCGCACUCCGCGGCAGCAGCGACGCAAACCUUCGCGAACUGCAACAGCGAGAAAUUGCCCUUGGAGCAGCACCGUAG
Molecule: messenger RNA, 285 nt
Organism: Parastagonospora nodorum SN15
Lineage: Eukaryota; Fungi; Ascomycota; Dothideomycetes; Pleosporales; Phaeosphaeriaceae
Exons: 2
Coding region: 1-285 (94 amino acids)
Source: RefSeq, a predicted model, not a curated record